AUGCAAAAACCGCGAUAUUUACAACGAGCGAUUGCGUCUUUCCAGCAACGCCGCCGAAAAAGUAGAGAACAAAGAUUGGAUGCUGUUGUGCUGCCCAAAGAAGUAGAGAUUCUACUUUCCGAUGGAGACUUGACCCGAGACUUUCGUGAAUUUCUCCAAAUCAUCGGCCUACCAGACUUGAUUGCCUAUGUGAACUUUGUCCUCAGUGUGCUCUCACUUCAAACUGAACAGAACCAAUCCGAAAAGCAAAGCGAAAUCACCAAGGAGGAAGUCGUCGGGAUUUAUACUCGUUAUCUGAAGCCCUACGCUCACGAACGUCUUGACAUCGACUGGAUAGCGCGAACGAAAGUGGAGAGGAGAAUCAAUUCCGGCCUUCUCAUUCCUGAAAUCUUCAACGAGGCUCUUCAGCUCGCCUCUGCCAGAUUCGUUACCAAACUGAGCAAAUUUUUACAAUCAACAGGCGUUCCUCUCAAUUAG
This is a messenger RNA of Oikopleura dioica, 477 nucleotides long. The record is from the annotation of a GenBank genome assembly. Lineage: Eukaryota; Metazoa; Chordata; Appendicularia; Copelata; Oikopleuridae.